UCUGCGUUUAGUGAAGCUAGGAGACAAAAAGGCGAGGCUCAAGUAAUUGGCUAAAUUUUCCUCUGCAAUACAUAGAAUUAGAAUCGCAUCCGCUGUUGUUAGCGUUGGUGGACAUUGGUCUCCACACAAUCCAUGGCCUCCUUAUCCCUCUCAUCGCCUCCUUCGCUGUCUUCCUCGCACCACACUGCCUCUAUCAACCUUUUCCUGCGCUCACCUAAUUCCAUCAAACUCCGCACCUUCCCCCAUAGAGCCGCCGUCUCCGUCAAAGCCCUCUCCGCCCCCGUCCUCACCCAGGAUGACCUCAAGAAGCUCGCCGCCGAUAAAGCCGUCGAGUACGUCCGCAGCGGCAUGAUCCUCGGUCUCGGCACCGGCUCCACUGCCGCCUUCGUCGUCGCCAAGCUAGGCGAGCUCCUUAAGUCCGGUCAAUUGAAGGACAUUGUGGGAGUCCCCACUUCCAAGCGCACUGAAGAGCAAGCCCGCUCUCUUGGCAUCCCUCUUUCCAUCCUCGAUGACAAUCCCCGUCUUGAUUUGGCCAUCGACGGCGCCGAUGAGGUUGACCCUGACCUUAACCUGGUCAAAGGCCGCGGUGGAGCUCUAUUGAGAGAGAAAAUGGUGGAGGCUGCCUCCGACAAAUUCGUCGUGGUUGUUGACAACACGAAAUUGGUGACCGGCCUUGGCGGAAGUGGAUUGGCAAUGCCGGUUGAGGUGGUUCAAUUCUGUUGGAAGUACAACUUGAUCAGGCUUCAAGAGUUGUUCAAGGAAGAAGGAUGCGAUGCGAAAUUGAGAUUAGACGCAGACGGAAAACCCUAUGUGACCGAUAAUUCGAAUUACAUAGUAGAUUUGUACUUCAAGACUCCGAUUAGGGAUGGGGUGGCUGCCGGAGCUGAAAUAUCUGCGUUGGAAGGCGUUGUGGAGCACGGACUGUUCUUGAAUAUGGCCACUUCCGUGAUAAUAGCUGGGAAGAGUGGAGUUGAAAUGAAGAACAAGUGAUCGAUUACGUCCUGCUCGUGGCGAGGACUUCCAUAACUCCUCUGUAGCUCGGAUUUUAUCUUCUUGUUCCCUAUCCACUGAUGAUUUGAGCUGCUUGCCAUUAAUCUCAAACGGGUAGUGUAGGUCCUUGUUUCUCAAAUCUUGCUUUUCUUUAAAAAAAAAAAAAUUGUACCUUGUUGGAUGUAUUCUGAUGAACCCCAUGAGAUCAAUAAAUAUAACGUUGAUGGAA
Molecule: messenger RNA, 1219 nt
Organism: Prosopis cineraria
Lineage: Eukaryota; Viridiplantae; Streptophyta; Magnoliopsida; Fabales; Fabaceae
Product: probable ribose-5-phosphate isomerase 3, chloroplastic
Exons: 1
Coding region: 133-990 (285 amino acids)
Biological process (GO): pentose-phosphate shunt, non-oxidative branch
Molecular function (GO): ribose-5-phosphate isomerase activity
Source: RefSeq, a predicted model, not a curated record